Vitrella brassicaformis is the source of this 2464-nucleotide messenger RNA. Lineage: Eukaryota; Vitrellaceae. The record is from the annotation of a GenBank genome assembly.
CUUGUGAGUGGACCCGCUUUAGAGCACCAUGAAGGGCUCAGCGCCGAGCCAGAAAGAACGGCUUCUUCGGCGAAAGCUUGUCGAGCAGCCUCGCGUUUGUUCCUCUCUUUGUUUUCACUUCGUUCCUCCAUUUCCGUCCGAGCCUCAUCCACCAUGGCCUCCUUCAAGCCCAACCUCUCCCCCCUCAAGCCCUCUUUCGACGCCGGCGGCAACAGCAAAGGAGGCCAUCACUUUGACCUGUCGGUCCCCACUCAUGACGGGCCGACUGUCGGAGUGGGCGUGGCCACCAAACCCACGCAGUUCAACGCCUCCGUGGCUGGCAACAUCGCCCCCAAUGGUACGCACGGGGAUAGAAAAGGCGCCACGCACUGCCUCGCACGUUGACGCGCAUCAAUAUAUCUGUGUGCGUGUGUCUCAGUGACCGGCAGCGCAGCACUCUCCACGAACCGUCACCUCCACCCCACCGGCGCGGAGUUCAGCAUCGCUGCCAACAACAACAACCAUGGAGGUACGCACACGGGACAGUGAAGAGGGAAUACAGACAUCUUUGUGCGGGGCGUGUAUGUCUGUGUGUGGGAUGCGUCUCAGUGACCGGCAGUGCCGGCGUCCUCACCAACGGCCACUUCAAGCCUACCGGCGCCCAGUUCAGCGUCGGCAAGACCAUCGGCGACGCGACUGUGUCCCUGACCACGACCACCAACCGCCACUUCAAGCCCAAUAGCGUGGGCCUCCGCGGCGAGCUGCGCUUCUAGGAAGGUACAUGCACACCACAACGCGUCACACGAAUGUUCGUUGAACCUCUGCACAAUGCCUUUGUCUCUCUCUCUCUCUCUCUCCCCCCCUCUCUCUCUCUCUCUCUGUGGGUGUGUGUGUGUCUCUGUGUGUCUCCGUGUGGCUGUCUGUGUGUGUGUAGUGCAGGUUGAGUGUCUGUCUGCGUCGACUAACCAGACCACGAGGCGAGACAAGAAGGCACCCCACUUCACACGACACCGCACCACACCACAGCCCACCACACCGCAGGGAGGCGGCAAUGACGGCUGUCUUUUUGUCUCAUUUCUAGCAGCUGUGGGCAGUCAGGGCAGCUGAUGCAUGUGUAAAUCGUGUGCCUUGUGGAUGGAUGGAUGAAUGGUUGAUUGAUGUGCAUGUCUGACUGGCUGGCUGUCUGUCUGACUGACUGUCUGACUGACUGACUGGCCGGCUGGCUGGCUGUCUGUCUGACUGACUGUCUGACUGACUGACUGGCCGGCUGGCUGGCUGGCUGUCUGUCUGACUGACUGUCUGACUGACUGGCCGGCUGGCUGGCUGGCUGGCUGGCUGGCUGGGGGAGGGGAUCUCCUGUGCGGCCGAGAGGCUGACAAGAGCCGACGGACCCGCACUCUCUUUUUGUAGUGAUCCCUUUCUCUCUGACGCAGUCUGUUGGCCGUGUGCGUGUUGACUCUGGGCCACCUUGGUGGCUGGGUGGGUGGCUGGGUGAGUGUUUGUGCUCUGUGUGUGGAUCGUGAGACUUUGUUUGUCUGGCAGUCGGGUGGGGCGGGAUGACUCCAUGUGUGUGUGUGUGCGCGUCGCUAGCCGAUGCCUUCGUGGAUGGAUUGCCUGUGAGAGAGCCACACAGCCAGAGAGGGACGGGGGGGUGGGCGAAUGGGAGAGUGUUUCAAGGGUCACGGGCGCAUGGAUUGCGUGUCGACUGACUGACGGAGUGAGUUCGGUGCCUGUCUGCCUGUCUUUUUGUCUGUCUGUCUGUCUACCCGGCUGCAACGCAGUGUCGGUGUAGGCCGGGGUGAGGGCAUAGCAGUGGGCUGGGGGUCUCUUUUCACACACACAGACACACACACACACGUCAGCACUGAGUGGGUGACAUGGAGAGAUCAGCAGCACCGAGUGGGGUGGGGUGGGUUGGGCGAGGGGUGAGAAACAGCUUGUUGUGUGUUUCAUUCUAAGUCUUUUUGCUGCCCAACGUGUCUUGGUGGGCGGGUGAGAGGUCGAGUGGUCGUGCGGGUGUGGGCUGAGGCAGUGGGGGGCAUGGUGUGUUUCGUACACACACACGAUCGAGGCGAACAGAGAGUUACAGAGACAGAGAGCGACAGGCAGGUUGAGAGAGAGAAAGGGGGGGGGAGCGGGGAGAGUCUUUUUGUCUGGCUGCCUGUCUUUUUGUCUGUCUGUGUGUCUGCCCGGCUGCAACGCAGUGUCGGUGCAGGGGAGAGUGAGGGCAUAGCAGUGGGCUGGGAUCUCUUUGCACACACACACACACACACACACACACGUCAGCACUGAGUGGGUGGGUGACACGGGGAGAUCAGCAGCACCGAGUGGCUGGGGCGGGGCGGGGCGGUGGGCUCACACAGGUUGUUUGAUCAAUGGAUUGUUUUGUUUGCACAUGGUCUUGUGUUGGCCACCUGUUUUCGGCUUGUCAUGCCACAAAGACACACACAGACAGUCCACCGAUGAGUGAAAGCGCACAGUCAUG